Parnassius apollo (apollo) is the source of this 318-nucleotide messenger RNA. NCBI's taxonomy places the organism in Eukaryota, Metazoa, Arthropoda, Insecta, Lepidoptera, Papilionidae. The record is from the annotation of a GenBank genome assembly.
AUGCAUACAUCAAUGUUGGUGGACCAUUAUUCUAAUUGGUCACAAAUUAUGCCUGAUCGGGAAAUUGAACACGUAAGAAAGACAUACGUAAGGAACAUCCAUAGAUUGUUAGUAUCUACCGUCAUACAGUGGUGCAGUAUGGGGCAGUCGGGCCUGGCAGCAAUUACCCUUAGGAUGCCGUUGUUGCUGGCGAUGCAUCAUCGAGUUAUAACAGAAGAGAUGCCGAGUCGGCUGAUGGCGACAAUUUUUCAACGCAAAGCGCGAAUGAAACAAUCCCUGAUUAAUCCGCCGGUGAGACUAUUGAAGCUCAACUUUUAA